Funneliformis caledonium is the source of this 1365-nucleotide messenger RNA. NCBI's taxonomy places the organism in Eukaryota, Fungi, Glomeromycota, Glomeromycetes, Glomerales, Glomeraceae. The record is from the annotation of a GenBank genome assembly.
AUGGCUGCAAGUUUGAAUUUAAAACUAACGUUUCGAGGAGAAUCUACUUAUGUAAUCAUCAAAGAAAAUGAAUUGAAUUUUGAUCAAGUUAAGCAUCAAUUUUCCAAAGAAUUUGAAACUUUUGAUUCGGAAAAGUGCAAAAUCGAAUGGAAAGAUCAGGAUAACGAUUGGAUCAUAUGGAAAAGAGAUGACGAUUCUCUUAAUAAUAUCUUGAAAAACGUGGCGAAAAAUGAUCAAAAUACCCUCAAGUUUCAAGCAAUUGAAACAAUUAACGGUCGAGAUUCGUUGAGCACAAAAGCGUUGAUCAGAAGAUACAUUAAUAUGCUAGAUGAAACUCGAGAUACAGCUGAACGAAUCGUGCAACUUGAUAUUAUGCGUCAUAUAAUGAUUAUCACAAAACCUGAACAAAAGCUAGCCAACUAUACUCGAGAAGUAACAACCUGGUUAAUUGAAUCUUAUCAUCAAAUUCAUGUUUACGUUGAUCGUAAUUUUAUGAAUGUUUUUGAGAUGAUCGCUGAACGCGAAGAAUAUCAACGUCAACUUCAUUUUUGGAACGCAAAUGACGUCAAAUCGGAUAAUAUCGAUUUGAUAAUUACUCUUGGAGGUGAUGGGACAAUUUUAUAUUCAUCUUGGAUGUUUCAAAGUGAUAUGCCGCCUUUGUUAUCGUUUCAUUUUGGAUCUUUGGGUUUCUUGACUGUAUUUGAUUUUAAUAAUCAUCGGCGCGUUUUACGCAAUGUGAUUGAUGGCGGCGGUGUCCGUGUUAAUGUCAGAUCUCGACUUAAGUGUUCUAUUUAUAGGAAUCAUAAAAAGGUGAAUGAAAGUAAUAAUAUUGAAGGAGUCGAUGGUUUAGAAAUUUCACAGUCACCUGAAAUUUUCCAUGUGUUGAACGAUUUAUGCAUUGACCGCGGUGAUGCUGGGAACAUGUUGGAAAUCUUGUUGUUUUUGGAUGGUUGCCAAAUUACAUCGAUUUGGGCCGAUGGGCUUGUUUUGGCAACAUGUACGGGAUCUACUGCUUAUUCGCUUUCUGCUGGGGGAUCUCUCGUUCAUCCUGAUCAAAAUGCUAUUUUGAUAACUCCUAUUGCGCCACAUACACUUACCGCGAGGCCGAUGAUUAUUCCUGGAUUUAAAGAAAUACGUGUUUGCGUUCCUUCCACGAGUAGAAUCACCGGUUGGGUCUCCUUCGACGGAAGAAAUCGUAUUUCACUUGAUCGUGGUGAUUCAAUAGUGGUGACUGCGUCAUUGCAUCCUUUGUUAACGAUCUGCAGCGAAGGCCCUUAUAAAGAUUGGUUUCGCGGAUUAAGUAAAAUUCUUAGUUGGAACGAAAGAGUUCCACAAAGACCAUAUGAUAAUUCCAUAUUAGUCUGA